This is a messenger RNA of Mauremys reevesii (Reeves's turtle), 3798 nucleotides long. It is a transcript of the gene LMF2, whose product is annotated as lipase maturation factor 2. Lineage: Eukaryota; Metazoa; Chordata; Testudines; Geoemydidae. The record is from RefSeq and is a predicted model, not a curated record. Gene Ontology annotation, biological process: protein maturation. The transcript has 14 exons. Gene Ontology annotation, cellular component: endoplasmic reticulum membrane. Bases 59 to 2218 code for a protein of 719 amino acids.
GCCGGGGACGUGUCGGGCGCUCGGAGGCUGAGUCCCGUUCCCGCCACCGCCGCGCGCCAUGGGGGAGCCGCCGCGCCUGGCCCGGCAGCUGCUCCUGGGCGGCCUGGCCGCCGUCUACGCCGCCGCCUUCGCCUCGCUGUAUCUGCAGGUCCCGGGGCUCUAUGGGAAAGAUGGCAUCCUGCCAGCCCGCAAGAUGCUGCGUCUCUCUGGGAAGGGCUUCUGGGAGCAGCUGCGGGACUCCCCGACGCUGCUGUGGCUUGGCCCACGCCUGGGGCUGGACACGGAACAGGGCAUGGAGCUGCUGUGCCUGCUGGGCAUGCUGACCUCCUUCGGCGCCCUGGUGCUUGAGCCCCUGCGGGACAGCCUCGUCUUCCUGCUACUCUGGGUGCUCUACCUCUCGCUCUACCAGGUGGGGCAGGUGUUCCUGUACUUCCAGUGGGACAGCCUCCUGCUGGAGACGGGCUUCCUGGCCGUGCUGGUGGCCCCCCUGCACCUGCUGAAGUGGCGCUCCACAGCCUGGCGGCCACACGACAGCAUCACCUUCUGGCUGAUGCGCUGGCUGCUCUUCCGCCUCAUGUUUGCCUCGGGAGUGGUGAAGCUGACAAGCCGCUGCCCAACGUGGUGGGGGCUCACAGCCCUGACCUAUCACUACGAGACCCAGUGCAUCCCUACGCCGGCCGCCUGGUUCGCCCACCAGCUCCCUGUGUGGUUCCAGAAGUUCAGCGUGGUGGCCACGUAUAUCAUUGAGAUCGCUGUGCCCCUGCUGUUCUUCUCCCCCAUCCGCCGCCUCCGCCUCUUUGCCUUCUACUGUCAGGUCCUGCUCCAGCUGCUGAUCAUCGUCACAGGCAACUACAACUUCUUCAACCUGCUCACCAUCGUCUUGUGCUUCUCGCUGCUGGAUGACGAGCAUGUGGGGCUGUGGCUGGGGCGUGGCAAGAGGAGACCCGCCAGCGCCUGGCCUCCAAGCCUGCUGUCUGUCCUCUCCACGCUGCUGGAGCUGACUGUCUAUGGGUUAUUCAUCUACUGGAGCAUCCAGGACUUUGGCCUGCAUUUCAACUGGGAGAAGCAGCUCAUUGAAUCCAAAACAGCUUUCACUUACCAUGACUUCAUCCAGUGGCUGAAGACGGUGACUCUCCCUUUAGUGGGGUUGGGCCUCCUCUCCCUGGCCUGGGAAAUCCUCUCUGCCAUGUACAGGUGUGCCUGUGUCCGGGGCUUUCCCUGGAAGCUCUGGGCUACUCUCCAGUGGGCUGUUUUUGCUGUCGCAGCAGCAGGGAUGUUUGCCAUCAGCCUGGUGCCCUUCACCUACAUAGAGUACGAGUCGAACGGGAAGCUGUGGCCCAGCAUCCACCAGAUGUUUGGUGCUGUUGACCGCUACCAGCUGGUGAACUCAUACGGGCUCUUCCGCAGGAUGACGGGGGUCGGGGGCCGGCCAGAGGUGGUGGUGGAAGGAAGCUAUGACAAGGAGAAAUGGACGGAGAUUGAGUUCAUGUACAAGCCAGGGAACGUCAGCGCAGGGCUUCCUGUGGUGGCCCCGCACCAGCCCCGCCUCGACUGGCAGAUGUGGUUUGCAGCCUUGGGGGAUCACACCCACAGCCCCUGGUUCACGAGCUUCGUCUAUCGCCUGCUACAGGGCAAGAAAGAAGUGAUCCACCUGGUACAGGUUGACGAAACUAAAUACCCAUUCAGCUCACGGCCGCCUGCCUACAUCCGAGCCCAGCUCUACAAGUACUGGUUCACGGAGAGCACCAAGGACGGGGGCUUCCCCCGCCAGUGGUGGCGGCGGCAGCGUGUGCAGGAGUUCUACCCCAUGGUGUUCCUGGGAGACCCCAAUCUGGAGGCCAUGCUCAAUCAGUACGGGCUGAAGGACAAGGCACCCCUGAAGCGCCCUACAGACGCCCUCCUGCCCACAACCCUGCAGCUCAUCCGGGAGCUGAGCCGCCCCUACACAGGCCCUGCCGUGGUGUGGACGCUCUACCUCACUGCUGCCACCAUCUGCCUCCUGCGAGCGCUGGGCAGCAGGACGCUGGGCAGCGCCCCCAGCGGCCGGCACAAAGGCUCCAAGCGGCCUGAUGCAGCAGAGGGAGACAAGGACCAAGCGGGCACCGAGAAGAACGGGCAGGUGAGGAAGAAGGAGGCAGAGGAGAAGGCCGAGGGCAGAGCCCGAGGGGCUGGAGACGCCCCUUCCGAUAGCCUCCGGAGCACCAGGAAGAAGAAAUAGCCCCGAAGGUGCCAGCCCUAGGACACCCCCCCCCCCCCUUUCUUCCAGGCAAUGACUGAUAUCACCUCUGCUCUGAACUCCUGUCUCUGGGCUCGCCGCUCUCGCCUUGCCCGGCUCCGCUCUGAUGGCCCCACAGGCCUCGCGUGGGGGCCCAUUGGUUAUCAGUCUCCACCCCCUUCGGCUCCAUGUUGGCCUGGGCUUCCUCCCCCCACAGCCCCGUGGAUCGGGGGGGGGCUGCUCUGCCUCCCCUCAGGACGGGGGUGGAAUGUCGCUUACACCCCAGUCUGCCCAAGGAGAGGCCAUGCCCUGACCUACCCCUCCCCCACCCUGCUCUGGGUGGGGCAAGGGGCUGAGGAGAAACAGCUGUCGCCCCCUUCCCUUAGGGCUGCGGUCUCUGGACACCGGUGUGGUCAGUCCCCUCCCUUCCCUCCCCGCUGCCAGCUCCUGGCCCUGCCGGGGAGCUCGCUGCCCCUGAGGGCCAUGGCCAGUACAUCCGGUUAUUGCUGCUGGACAAUGGCCUUACUCCGCCCACCGAGCUGGCCCUUACUGCUGCAAAGAGCGCUGGGCGUGGGCUGCUGGGAACAGCGAUCCCUGCAGCAGACCCAGGGCCAGGAGCCACACAAUCUCCCCAGUGGCUCUUAGGACUGAAUUGCCCCAACCUGCCAGAUCUCCAGCUCCUAGGGCCACUGGAACAGGGGCAGGCUGGGAAUCCUGGCGCGCAGGCCAGGAGCCAUGGCCCAGCUUGGAUGAGCUGCAGGCUCCGGCUAUGCCCAGCCCUUUCCCUUGUGCUGAGGGCCAGCAGUGACAUGCUCAUUGGGCCUUCUGCCACCUGUAUGGAAACCUUUCCAUCGUCUCCCCUUCCAGUGCUGCCUUAUGCUGCCCCCUCCUGUAUCCACCUGCGGGUGCAGGGGCUGUUGUGCUUGCCCAGGGUUGCUGGGGUCCCAUGACCAUGUACAGCACAUCCAGGGGCACGGGCACUCUGACUCGCUCUCCCUUGGGCACAGGGCGUGGCUGGAACGUGCUUCCUGGCAGCUGUUAACAGAGUGGAGAUGUUUCCUGUAACUUUCUAAAUAAAGCCUUUGACAUUCCAGCCCUGCCUCCCUUCCUGGUGGGGGGAGUGGUUAGCCCCUUAGCCGGGGGGAGGGGAGCAUAGGGCAUGGACGGGUGGUUCCUGCCAGGCAGCCCCGGCUGUAAUACGAAUUCCCCAGGGCCAUGUGGGCGGGGGGGGGGGGGUGUGCACACUCCCUCCCCCCUCUGAUUGUUGAGGCUGGGAUCCUUGGACCGCUGGGCCCUGGAAAUGUAGCUGCGGAGGCCGCACGGGGGUUGCCUGGCUCAGGCUGCUCUGGACUAGCAGCUGGGUGCUCUGCCCCCUCUAGCAGUGCUGGGCGCGCAGCUGUGGGACUAGGAUUUCUGCUGUAGCUGUCUCCAUGGCACCACAGUGCUACCACCCCUCCCCUACCCCUCCUAGCCAGAGAGCUUCCUGAGCCCUAGUGUAACGGGAGGUGCUGAAGCCAGCUCAUGUUUUACCCCUUCUGGGCUCUGAGCAGAGUUCACUGGAGGCAGCUGCUGCAGCAGCUGUU